AUCGAAUUGUGAGCCGAUUUCCAAACACACCGCCGCGUCAUCGCGCCUCACCGUGUCCAUCCACAUGGCUGUAAGAUCUGCGGUGAGCGGACCAGCAGCUGCUCGUGUAAACAACGCCGAGGGACGGGAUCGGGAAGUGUCCUCUCUCUCCAGCCGCCGUCCUGUUUGUCCCCGUCGUCUGUCCACCAUGACGCAACCGGCCGAGAAAGUUUAUUACCGCUUUCUGGUGCUGUUCUUCAACUGCCUGCUGACAUUCGGCUCUUAUUUCUGCUUCGACAUCCCCAGUGUGUUGCAGGAUCAGUUCCAGGGGAACCUGACGUGCUCCAAUGCGACGGUAGUCAACGGCACGGUGGACUGCGUGCUGGGACUGGGGAUGAACCCCGAGCAGUACAACCUUCUUUACGCCAUCUACGCUUGGACGAAUGCGGUGGUGGUCAUCAUGGCGGGGUUCCUGAUCGACAAGUUGGGAAACCGCUUCGGAGUGUUUCUGUUCUCCUUUCUGUGCGUUUUGGGCUCGUCGCUGUUCGCUCUGGGUUCCCACUUCAAAGGAACCCCUUACCUGCUGCCGCUGAUGCUCACGGGGCGACUGCUGUUCGGCUCGGGCAACGGAUCUCUGACCAUCGUUCAGAACCGCAUCACGGCCUUCUGGUUCAAAGGGAAGGAGCUGGCCUUGGCGUUCGGCCUGACCCUGGCCUUCUCUCGACUGGGUUCGGUCCUGAACUUCUUCCUCACCCAGAAGUUUGAAGAAAAGCACGGCAUGCAGUGGACGCUCUGGGGUGGUGCCGUUCUGUGCGUGCUGGGCUUUGUGUCCGCCGUUGUCGUCAGUGCCCUGGACAAGAUCGGCAUGAGGCAGCUGGGUCUGGAUGGCGCCAUCCGAGAGGAGUCCCGCAAAGUGAGGAUUCAGGAUGUGAAGCUCCUGUCGCUAAGAUACUGGCUGCUGGUUCUCACCAUCAUGUUCUUCUACAACGGCAUCUUCCCCUUCAUCGCCGAUGCCAGUAAGUUCAUUCAGGAUAAAUACGACGGCUACAGCCAGAAGGAGGCGGCGUACGUCGCCGGCGCGGUUUACGACAGCUCCCUGGUCCUGUCCGCCUGCGUGGGCAUUCUCAUUGACUACGUGGGGCUGCGGGGCGCGUUCGCACUGGCAUGUGCCCUCCUCACGCUGCCGGUGUUCGGACUGCUGGCCUUCACCUUCGUGGCUCCUCUGGUCUCCACCAUCUGGCUCGGGGUCACCUACUCCUUCGCUGCUGCCAGCAUGUGGCCGUCCAUCCCCCUCGUGGUGCCUCAGGCGACCCUGGGGACCGCCAUGGGCCUGGCCACCUCCAUACAGAUGGUUGGAAUCGGGUUGUCGAAUCUCGUCGUCGGGCAGAUCUUGGGCAGCAAGUCUAGUGAAACCAAGAUCCCGCUGUGGCGCUGGCAAAGGAUGAUGAUCUUCAUGUUGGCCAACACCGUCAGCUGCAUCGUCACCUCGGUGCUGCUCAACGUUGUCGACCACCGACAGGGCGGCCUCCUGAACAAGUCGACCAAGAGGUCGCGCCAGGCGGAGGAGGACCCCGACAGAGAGCCGCUCCACCCGGCAGAGGAAGAGCACCGCGAGGAUGAGGAGGACCGGGCGGCCAGAUCUCCUUCCAUCAACUCCUAAGAAGAAGUUGUUUCAAUUUUUUUUUUUAAUUGAGUUCAGAUAUUUGUCUUUUUAAAAAUGCAUUUUUCAUACCGUUCGAAUGGAACUUAAUUCAUUGUACAUCUCUCUGACCCCAUUACCUCUACAUUCUGUGUCUGCGGCGUCCACUGCAGGAAAUAGAGCAGUUCAAUCAAACUGAAUCAUCCGUAUAAAAUGUGGAAAUUG
This is a messenger RNA of Gasterosteus aculeatus aculeatus (three-spined stickleback), 1843 nucleotides long. It is a transcript of the gene mfsd1l, whose product is annotated as major facilitator superfamily domain containing 1-like. Gene Ontology annotation, molecular function: transmembrane transporter activity. Gene Ontology annotation, biological process: transmembrane transport. Lineage: Eukaryota; Metazoa; Chordata; Actinopteri; Perciformes; Gasterosteidae. The record is from RefSeq and is a predicted model, not a curated record.